CUUGGCUCUGCUCUUAAAGUGGCAGGCACCAACAGUGCCCGGCCACAAUAUUAAACUAAGCAACCCCCUGGGCCAAAUAGCAAAGAGACCUUGAGGACAUCAUCAUAACGGUUUUGAUGAAAUAAGGAAAUCCAAGCAGGACAUUAUGCUGGAUAAGGCUUUGGUUUAAUAUUAAAAGGGAGAUCACAUCAAAUUUCAAAUUCAGAGAAAAAAUAAAAUAAUACAAAUGAUGCCAAUACUUGAAUACUUUAGAAUUCUGGGUGCUGGGAUAGAGAUUUCUUAAUAACAGUCGUUGCAGUCUAUAUUGUCCCUUCCAACGUAGAGGGGAAGGAAGGGACAUACAAAUGUCACGUGAAUAUAUGUAUAUACAUGGUGAUCAUUUAUCAGUGUUUUUAAUUUUGGGAAUUUAUUUACAGAAAUGAAUGUCAGUGUGAGGGUGUAUUUUCAUUAAUUUUAUACUGCAUAUGGAUUUUCCAAGGAUUAAGAUUACAGUAUGUUCGUUCAUUAGCCUUUCACCUCAAUUUAAAUACUGCUCAAAUCAAAUGUCUCAUCCAUCACAAUCUGACAGGUCUGGCAAUAUAAGAGAACUUUAAGACUAAUAUAUCAAGCACAUAUUGAGCUGUAUGGGCAACACUUUACAGAAGAAGUGCAUGUUAUACCUGGCUCAAGUCAGCACUACAAUAUUAGCCUGAGUUUUGGAGCAUGUUAAGAGAUUUAUCAAUGAAACUUGGUUGGAACGAUAUGGCUCUCCCCUCCAUCAAAAGACCCUUAUGUUGAUAUGGUCAUUCAUUGUAUCAAUCUACGGCAUUGGCGGACUGCUGGGGUGUCUUUGCAGUGGAUACCUAACUACUAAAUAUGGAAAAAAGAAAUGUCUAAUGUACAACAAUCUACUCAUCAUAGCAACUGCAUUUCUCAUGGGCUUCAGUAAGAUGGCCAAGUCCUUUGAGAUGGUUCUGUCUGGACGCUUCUUCUAUGGCAUCAGUGCAGGCUUCUGUAUGACUAUACACCCUCAGUAUGCAGGAGAAGUUUCCCCCAAGAAACUGCGAGGGUUUGCAAACUCUUCUGCUGGUCUCUUUUGGUCACUAGGAAAAGUCUUAGGGCAAAUUAUGGGACUAAGUGAAUUUCUAGGAACUGAAUCCUUGUGGCCAUUGCUGAUGGCUUUCAUAGGAAUUGCAGCACUGAUCCAGCUGGUCACUCUGCCGUUCUUUCCUGAAUCUCCACCCUACCUGUUCAUUCAAAAGGAUGAUGAGGAAGGCUGCUUGAAGACCAUGGAUAAACUGUGGGGUGAGAUGGACCAUCAAGCAGAACUUAACAAUAUGAAGGAAGAAAAGGCUGCAACUAAAAGCAUCAAAUCCAUGAGCAUCCUGCAAGUCAUGAAAGACCCAUCCUUGCACUGGCAGUUGUACAUUUUAGUUACUGUUGUCAUAGUGAUGCAGCUUUGUGGCAUCAAUGCAGUCUACUUCUACACAUUUGAGGUGCUGUGCACAGCUGGGUUUGAAGAAGGCCGUAUCCCAUAUAUAUCACUGGGUGUUGGACUCUGUGAACUCUUCUCCACUAUACUCUGUACCUUUACCAUUGAGUGGUUUGGCAGGAAGACACUCCUGUGGAAAGGCUAUGCAAUGAUGGCUUUAGUGCUGGUUCUUCUCACAAUAACUCUCUCCCUGCAGAAUAAAUAUAACUGGAUGUCCUAUUGCAGUGUCAUUCUGAUCUUCCUAUUUGUUUUCUUCUUUGGAGUUGGACCAUGUGGAGCCACCAUGUCCAUCAUGGUUGAAAUAUUCAACCAGUCAUCUCGAUCCUCAGCCUUUGUGAUUGGAGGGUGCCUCAACUGGGUGGGACUUUUCGUGAUUGGAAUGAUUUUCCCAUUCAUUGUUGAAAGCCUCGGUCCUUUCUGCUUUCUCAUAUUCAUGGGGGUUCUUGUUGGCUCAGGGAUCUUCAUCUACCUCUUCCUUCCAGAGACAAAGGGGAAGUCAGUCACAGAAAUAACAGAGGAAUUCACCAAGUUAUAUUCUGGGAACAAACUUUCUUCUAUUGUGAGAAGGAACUUCCUUGAGGAACACAUGUCCUACACCAGCUUCUAAUGGCCAAUGGAAAGACCUUUUACUAUUUAAAAUUGAAGAUAUUGAUUCUUACAGACAGAAGAACAAAAGAAAGCUACACUAUU
Messenger RNA from Gavialis gangeticus (Gharial), 2161 nucleotides. Its product is annotated as solute carrier family 2, facilitated glucose transporter member 11-like. Gene Ontology annotation, cellular component: membrane. The transcript has 11 exons. Bases 771 to 2078 code for a protein of 435 amino acids. The record is from RefSeq and is a predicted model, not a curated record. Lineage: Eukaryota; Metazoa; Chordata; Crocodylia; Gavialidae. Gene Ontology annotation, biological process: monosaccharide transmembrane transport. Gene Ontology annotation, molecular function: hexose transmembrane transporter activity.